AUGGUUGACAAUGCUAUGAAUACGGCCUCGGACUUUGAUAAGAGGUUGUAUGAUAGAUUUAAGCCUGAAGCAGCUCGUGGUGGAGAACGAGAGAGGAUUCAAAAUCUUAAUCCUCUCCCACCGAUUCCAAAACCAGAGGCGGCAAAUGUGGGUCUUCUUCAAAAGAUACUUCGAGAAGUUCGCUCUAAUGUGGGUUCUAUAGGUCAGAUGAUAGGUGGAGGAGACACUUCCAACGCCACUCGCGAGUUUCCGGUGAGCCAUGACACACGGUUUUUCGGCUUGAGAUCUUCAGCCGUGGACAAGACUACCGAGGUCAUAUCAGGACGCGUUGAAGACAUAGAGAAACUACAAGAGACUACCCCAUCAGCUCUAUCAAGACCAAUAUUCUCAUUCGCAGAUACAUCAGGCUCUUCCGCACGCUGGACAGCAAGAAAGACGGACAGUUUUAUAAACAAAAAGAUGAAGAUGUGCAUUUAA
Messenger RNA from Microthlaspi erraticum, 477 nucleotides. Lineage: Eukaryota; Viridiplantae; Streptophyta; Magnoliopsida; Brassicales; Brassicaceae. The record is from the annotation of a GenBank genome assembly.